CUUUAAAUUUUAGUAUUUUUUCACUCAAAAGUUCCGCGAUUCCAACAAUGACCGAGAAGGAAACCAGUGACAACCCCAAGCAGAAAAAUACUCCACCAAUUCCGAAUGCGGUCAUCGAUCGUCAAGGCGAUGGCGAUGGAAAACAGUGGGGCUACGAUUUGUACCCCGAACGCCGGGGUGAAAAGUACAAACCAAGCUGGGGACGAGUGUUGCUGGGUAUCGAGGGUACCGAAAAUCUGGACAAAAUCAAAUGCGAACGGAAUGUGUACUCCUGCAUCAAGAACAGCCCCAUGGUGAAGCUGAUGAUGGGCGCGCUCAAGAGCUCUGGAUGCGCCAUCGAUAUUCGGCGGCACAUUGCCUGCGAGGUGUGUGACGUGUCCGUUAGCGGUGGCUACGAUCCGGUGCUGAAUCAGGUGGUCGUUUGCCAAAACAUUGCCCGCAACGAAGGCAUCGUUCAGGGAGUGCUGACGCACGAAAUGAUUCACAUGUUCGACUACUGUAGGAACGACUUGGACUUUAAGAACAUUGACCAUCUGGCCUGUACGGAAAUCCGUGCCGCCAAUUUGACGCACUGUUCGUUCAUGAGUGCGUGGACCCAAGGCGAUGCCUCACCGUUCAAGAUCAAAGAGGCACAUAAGGAUUGUGUAAAAACUAAAGCGCUGAACUCGGUGCUAGCUGUGAGGAAGGUCACAACCGAAGAAGCAAUUGAGGCCGUAGAACGAGUAUUUCCGAAAUGUUACAACGAUUUGGAGCCAGUCGGUCGGCGGAUACGGAGGAAUUCUAAGGAUAUGUACAAAGCGUACUUGGAGGGACCGAUGUACGGAUAUGACGUUGAUUAGUACCUAGGUAGGUUUUGCUGAGUUGGGCCUAGUAAAUUUAUGAAAUUACGAA
Ochlerotatus camptorhynchus is the source of this 891-nucleotide messenger RNA. Its product is annotated as mitochondrial inner membrane protease ATP23 homolog. The transcript is spliced from 3 exons. Lineage: Eukaryota; Metazoa; Arthropoda; Insecta; Diptera; Culicidae. The record is from RefSeq and is a predicted model, not a curated record. Gene Ontology annotation, biological process: mitochondrial proton-transporting ATP synthase complex assembly; mitochondrial protein processing. Bases 48 to 839 code for a protein of 263 amino acids. Gene Ontology annotation, molecular function: metalloendopeptidase activity.